GGUUUAGUCUCUUUCCGACGCUGCAUUGGGUCACUUCUCCGCUUCGUUCUCUCUUGCUCAUUCUCUGUGGUGGUGGAACCGGUGCUGAAACCACUUCGUAUCUCUCCGAACCUGUGCGUCUUAUCAGCUGAAAUUAGAGUGCAUUUAACAUUGUCAGCUUUUCGCUGGUGUUUUGUAACAAUUGUUUGCAUUUAAGUGAAGAAACAGCAUUUAACAGGAUGGCUCGCUCGCUGAUGAGACUGGGAAAGUUCCUUGGCCCCAACAACAACCUUCCGGCUGCUGUCGCCGCGGUUCCAUCAAUCUCCGUGAGGAACAGGAGCUCUGAUGCGCGUAUUCAAGCUGUCAAGCCCGUCGUGGAGAUGGACGGAGAUGAGAUGACCAGAAUCAUCUGGCAAUUCAUUAAGGAAAAGCUGAUUUUCCCAUACGUCAAAGUUGAAUGUCUGUACUACGACUUGGGUCUUCCCUACCGGGACCAGACAAAUGACCAGGUAACGGUGGAUGCUGCGCACGCGAUCCUCAAGCACAAUGUGGGUAUCAAGUGCGCCACUAUCACGCCCGAUGAGCAGCGAGUGGAGGAGUUCAAGUUGAAGAAGAUGUGGCUCAGCCCGAACGGAACCAUCCGUAACAUUCUCGGGGGAACAGUCUUCCGCGAGCCGAUCCUUUGCAGCAACAUUCCGCGUCUGGUGCCCGGCUGGACCCGGCCCAUCAUCAUUGGUCGCCAUGCCCACGGGGAUCAGUACAAGGCACAGGACUUUGUCGUUACAAAACCCGGAACGGUGAAAAUGGUUUACACUGCUGACGACGGAACUACACAGGAGUACCAGCUGUUCAAGUACAACGGUGGCGGUGUGGCCAUGGGAAUGUACAACACUGAUGAAUCGAUCGCAGCCUUUGCCCACUCGUCGUUCCAGAUCGCCUUGAACAAAAAGUGGCCGCUGUAUCUGUCCACCAAGAACACCAUCCUCAAGCGUUACGAUGGUCGCUUCAAGGACAUUUUCCAGGAGAUUUACGAAAAGAACUACAAGUCUCAGUUCGAAGAGGCCAAGAUCUGGUAUGAGCACCGUCUCAUUGACGACAUGGUCGCCCAAGCACUCAAAUCUGAUGGUGCGUUCGUUUGGUCAUGCAAAAACUACGACGGUGACGUGCAGUCGGACAUUGUUGCGCAAGGCUACGGUUCGCUCGGCCUCAUGACUUCCGUCCUGAUUUGUCCAGAUGGCAAAACUAUCGAAUCGGAGGCUGCCCACGGAACCGUCACCCGCCAUUACAGAGAACACCAGAAGGGUCGACCAACGUCCACCAACCCGGUGGCAUCGAUCUUCGCCUGGACGCGGGGACUGGAGCAUCGUGCCAAGCUAGACAACACGCCAGAUUUGGGCCGGUUCGCUGCUGCCCUGGAAAAGGCCUGUGUCGACUGUAUCGAGUCGGGCAAGAUGACGAAGGAUCUCGCGAUCUGCAUCCAUGGCGCGAAAAACACCAAGGAGGGAAUGUACCUGAACACGCAAGACUUUUUGGAAGCCAUUUCGGAACAGCUGGAGCGAUCGUGGAAGAAGUAGAUGAAGGAAUGGGGGAUGCAAGAUGCAUUGGCUUGGGGAUACUUUCGACAGAUACUUAAUUGUUAAGCUAGAUAGAUUGGUAAAAUAAACAGAAACUGCCGUAUA
Molecule: messenger RNA, 1658 nt
Organism: Culex pipiens pallens (northern house mosquito)
Lineage: Eukaryota; Metazoa; Arthropoda; Insecta; Diptera; Culicidae
Product: isocitrate dehydrogenase [NADP], mitochondrial-like
Exons: 4
Coding region: 219-1553 (444 amino acids)
Biological process (GO): isocitrate metabolic process
Cellular component (GO): mitochondrion
Molecular function (GO): NAD binding; isocitrate dehydrogenase (NADP+) activity; magnesium ion binding
Source: RefSeq, a predicted model, not a curated record